Messenger RNA from Leptosomus discolor (cuckoo roller), 858 nucleotides. NCBI's taxonomy places the organism in Eukaryota, Metazoa, Chordata, Aves, Leptosomiformes, Leptosomidae. The record is from RefSeq and is a predicted model, not a curated record.
CUAGGUGUUGCAUUAUUGCCAUUUGUUGAUGAGCGACGCCUUAGAGCUGCCCUGGAAGAAGUAUACCCUGACCUCACUCCUGAAGAAAGCAGAAGAAAUAGCCUUGGUGGGGAUGUUCUCUUUGUUGGAAAACACCAUCCACUUUGUGACUUUAUUGUAGAACAGUACAAGACCAAAAAUACAGAGGCCGUGGAUAUGCCCCCAGAGCUGUGCCAUGGAAUUCAGGGAAAGCUUACACUGAAUGAAAAUGCUGUUCUUCCAGAUCAGACAGUGGAGUCUCCUGUUCCAAUGCUGCGUGAUCUUGCACAAAAUUCUGCAGUCAGUAUCUCUUUCAAAGAUCCGCAGUUUGAUGAAGACUUCGUUUUCAAGGCUAUAGUGUUACCUGGUGCAAAGAAACCUGCUCCAGUUCUGAAGCCAGGAGACUGGGAAAAAACCAACAAUGAUGGCAGGCCUUGGAGACCACAGCUUGGUUUUAACCGAGACAGAAAACCAGUCCAUUUGGACCAGUCAGCGUUUAGAACUUUAGGCCAUACGAUGCCAAGGGAAAGAGGGAUGCCAGGAAUGUAUGCCAAUGCAGUACCUCUUGGAACUUAUGGUAGCCCAUACGCCAGGCCGCUUCUCAGUGGGCAGCAGCAGAUUCCUAAAUUGUUGUCAAAUCUUAGACCCCAGGAGUCUUGGCGAGGUCCUACACCCUUGUUUCAACAGACACCACAAAGAACUGCUGGGGCUGCUCCUCUUCUUGCCUGGAACCGCAUGCUACAAUCCCAAAAUCAGUACCAGCCAAGUCAGUACCAGGGACUGGGCGGACCAAUGGGUUACCCACAGAGACCUGAAGAUCGGAUGGACAGGGGAAGACAG